GCCGCCCGCCCGGGCAGCCGCGGCUCUAGGAGGGACGCGCGGGGCCGCGGGGCGCCGCUUCCCGCCGGGGUAUUUAUUCCUCCCCUCUCGCUUAAGUUGCCAGCGGAGCGCGCUGGCCGGAGCCUGCCCCCCCCGCGCCGCGGAGGUGCGGGGUGGCCAUGGAGAGCCCCGCCGAGAACCCCAGCAAGGCGGCCGAGUACCUGAAGGAGCUGAACAAGAUUAUCGAGACGCAGCAGGAGCUGCUGGAGAAGCAGAAGCGGAGGAUAGACGAGCUGGAGCAGCAAGUGGCCAAGUUGUACCACGAAAAUGCCUGCCUGCAGGACGAGCAUCACCGGCACCUGGCCACAUGCCGGCUCCAGCAGGGCGUCCCCCCCGCGCCCCCGGGGGUGCUGAGCGCCAUCCAGGAGAACGCCAGGCACGAGAAGUCUGAAGGUGACAACUCAAGAAGCCUCAGGUCUUUAAAUACUCUGCACCAGUUUUGCUGUCCAGCUCCAUUGUACCAUUCCCAGCUAGCUGUCCCUGCCACACACUCAGAGUACAGUGAGACCUGUGAAAACAAAAUGAUAAUGCAAAGGAUGUUAUAGUACCAAAGAAAUCCCAUCAUUUUCUUGCAGUCUCUGCCUGCUUAAUGUUUAAUCAGCACCUCUGGGAGGUAAAACCAUCA
Pyrgilauda ruficollis (rufous-necked snowfinch) is the source of this 664-nucleotide messenger RNA. Its product is annotated as IQ motif and SEC7 domain-containing protein 3-like. The transcript has 4 exons. The record is from RefSeq and is a predicted model, not a curated record. Bases 159 to 584 code for a protein of 141 amino acids. NCBI's taxonomy places the organism in Eukaryota, Metazoa, Chordata, Aves, Passeriformes, Passeridae.